Messenger RNA from Didymodactylos carnosus, 1227 nucleotides. The record is from the annotation of a GenBank genome assembly. Lineage: Eukaryota; Metazoa; Rotifera; Eurotatoria; Philodinida; Philodinidae.
AUGAUGAUGAUAAUAUGUUUUAUCUUUCUUCUGCUUGCUACGCCCAUCGCUUCGCAGACCACCAAUGGUCAAACUCGAGUUUUGUAUGAAGCAUUCGAUCCUCCAUCGCUCAACACUAGUAUUUGGAAUUAUGGAUAUCCAUGGGGAUCUUAUUAUAAUCAUCGAGCCAAUACUACUCCUCGUCAAGCUAAAAUUACACAAGAUGGUUUCUUAAAUAUUACAGCGACAAGAGAACGAUCGAUCUCACUUGGUUUACAGACUGAAUUUGGUCCAAUUGAUCUUGAUUUUACUUCAGGUGCUGUGAAUACAAAUGGAAAAUUGUGUAUUAAAAAUGGCUUUGUAGACAUCAGCUUACGUGCAGCUGAAACCCCAAGCACAUGGCCGUCAGUGUUUCUUGUGCCUGAAGAUCAAGGUACAGUGCCGAUGCUUACUAUCAUGGAAGUAUUUGAUUCAAGAUCACGUUAUUCUUACGGAUUUAAAUAUACAAAUGAUCAAGGUGAAGUACAAGAGGAAAACGGAAUCGCCGACGAAAGACAAACAAGCGAUGGUAUUCAUCGUUAUGGAUUAGAUUGGGGUUAUGAUCAAAUUACAUGGUAUUAUGACAAUAAAUGGGUUAGUACAAUUACAAAAUCGAAUGAGUUACGUCAAGUUGGUAAUAUGUGUCUGGUAAUCGCAUUGGGUGUCGGAGGUAAAUCAAAAGGGACUGCAGUCGAUCCUAAAGCUUAUCCAUCAAUUAUGAGUAUUGAUCUGCUCGAAGUAUGGCAACCAAAAUAUGAUGGAUUCUAUAAGUUUCAGAAUGUUCAAACUGGACUCUUAAUGGAAAUUGACAGUGCAUUACACGACUGGGGAACUAGAGUUUUGCAAUGGGAGGAUAAUGGAGGCGACUGGCAGAAAUGGCAUGUCCAGUAUGCAGGUCAUGGUCAGUAUCGUCUAAUCGCGGCUCACAGUCGCCUAGGUUUAGAUGCUGAUGCCUGGGGUGUAUCUGAUGGAACUAAAUUACUUCAGUGGUCUUAUCACAGUGGUAACAACCAACUUUGGAAAAUACAAAUAGUUGAUGACAGUUCUUCAGAUGUAGUAGUACAACUUAUCAACAUUUUUACAUUAACUAACUCGGAUGUAGGCAAAAUGAUUUCAGUUCCAGCUGAUGAUACCUCACCUGGUGUACAAUUACAUUUAUGGCAUGAUUUGAAUAGUGAUCUUCAAAAAUGGAGAAUGAUUCGACUGUGA